Ordospora pajunii is the source of this 642-nucleotide messenger RNA. Its product is annotated as putative cleavage stimulation factor subunit 2 protein. The transcript has a single exon. The record is from RefSeq and is a predicted model, not a curated record. The coding region runs from base 1 to 642 and encodes 213 amino acids. Gene Ontology annotation, molecular function: mRNA binding. Lineage: Eukaryota; Fungi; Microsporidia; Ordosporidae. Gene Ontology annotation, cellular component: mRNA cleavage and polyadenylation specificity factor complex.
AUGAAGAAUGGAUGCAGUAUUUUUGUUGGAAACAUCGACUUUGAGAUUCCAGAGGAGCGGAUAAUUGAAGAGCUUGGGUCUGUUGGUAAGGUUGUCAGCUUUAGGAUGGUUUACGAUAAGGCAACAGGUAAGUCGCGUGGGUUUGGAUUUUGUGAGUACGAAUCGCCACUGAUAGUUGAGAAGGCACUCCAGAAUCUCAAGAUAUCGUUCAAUGGGAGGCCGGUGAAGAUCAACUAUGCAGAGAACGAUAUGCCUAUGAAGUCGAAGGAGCCAGAAAGCCAGGUUCCAGAGAUCGACAACCUGAUCAGCGUGCUUGAUUGCAUGGACAAAGACAAUCUGAAAGAGGUUCUUUUAUACCUCAGGAAGCUAGCGCUUGACCAGCCGUCUUACUUAAGGGAGCUGCUCAAUAAAAACACAAGCCUUGUGUAUGCAAUUAUUCAUGCUGCAUUGAAGCUGAAGUUGGUUAACCAGGAGGCAGUCGAUGAACUGCUGAAGGAGUCGUUUGAUCUCAGCAAGCAGAAAAUGCAGGUCCUUGAUAGAAUAUGCUCGAUCCCUGACGAAGACCUGUGCUUUUUCCCAGACGAUGCCAGGAAUAAAAUCAGAAGGGUAAGAGGAAUGAUUCUCAAAACUAGAGAGAGAUAG